This is a messenger RNA of Nylanderia fulva, 771 nucleotides long. NCBI's taxonomy places the organism in Eukaryota, Metazoa, Arthropoda, Insecta, Hymenoptera, Formicidae. The record is from RefSeq and is a predicted model, not a curated record.
UACUCGCCGGAAAGCACAGUAAUCAAAUAAAUUUAUAAAUACUAUUCUCAAAAUAAAUUUGUUGGUAAAAAAGAAAGUCACAAGCAGGACGAAGAUGUGCAAGACGGAGGUGCCGAUCCCUCCAGACAAAUGGAUUCCGAUCCAACUGGACUGCCGAAAAAUUAUAAAUGCCAUUUCUGUGGAAAGACAUUCUAUUUUAAAGGCAUUUUUGAAAAUCAUUUAUUGUCCCACGGCAUCAGACCGGAGCAUGAUAUGCCAGAGGAACGUUCCGACCCCUCCAGGCAAAUGGCUUCCGGUUCAACUGGAGAUAAUAUGCAAGGCGAAGGUGUCGGUUCUUCUAGACAAAGAGAUUCCAAUCCAACUGGACAGCCGGAAACGUAUACAUGCGAUUUCUGUGCACAGACAUUCGAUUCUUCGGAAAUCCUUUGCAAUCAUUUAUAUUACCACAGCUUAGAGAAUCAUCCUUGCUACGCUUGCGAAUUGAAAUUUAUUUCUCACUCAUUAUUGCGUAAACAUUACAUUCGGGUACAUUCGGACGGUUCUUUAAAGUGUGAUAAAUGCGGAAAAUUUUUCGCGAAAUUUGAUUAUUUUGUACGGCACAAAAAAAGAUGUCAUAAUAAUGGCAAGUAUUUUUGUAAUAUAUACAUUAUUAUAUAUUCUUGUUCUAAUAAUAUGCAAAUGACGGAAGAUAUAAUUACAACGACAAUUUUUUAAAUAAUUGAACAGCGCAUGAUUAUAAGAAGAGAACAUGAUUUUAUUAUAAAACAUAAA